This is a messenger RNA of Hyalella azteca, 4356 nucleotides long. RefSeq names its product methionine synthase. The record is from RefSeq and is a predicted model, not a curated record. The transcript is spliced from 25 exons. The coding region runs from base 56 to 3907 and encodes 1283 amino acids. Gene Ontology annotation, biological process: pteridine-containing compound metabolic process. NCBI's taxonomy places the organism in Eukaryota, Metazoa, Arthropoda, Malacostraca, Amphipoda, Hyalellidae. Gene Ontology annotation, molecular function: zinc ion binding; cobalamin binding; methionine synthase activity.
CGUGUUACUCUCACUGUGUUCGACUGACUGAGUGUCGGCAUGACGGCAUUCUGCGAUGCAACUGUCCAGGUACAGGUUGGCAGUUACAACAGCUAAAGGCAGAACUGUUAUUCAAAAAAUCCUACUGGCUACAGCAAAUGAAAACAAAAUGCCUCCUCAAGAAAAUACAUCUGCAAUCAGAGGCCAGAUGGAGGCACUGGAUGCAGCCCUUUCAGAACGUGUGCUUAUCAUUGAUGGUGCCAUGGGUACGAUGAUCCAGCAACAUAACCUCAGAGAAGAAGAUUAUCGUGGCACGGCAUUCAAAGAUCAUCACAUGCCGCUCAAAGGCAAUAAUGAUGUUCUUUCCAUUACACAGCCUAAUAUUAUUACUGAAAUCCAUAAGGCUUAUCUUGAGGCAGGUGCCGACAUCAUUGAGACCAACACAUUCAGUGGCACUUCUAUAGCACAAGCUGACUAUGGAUUGCAGGAUCAGGUUUACAAUUUGAACUUGAGCUCAGCCCGCUUAGCAGUAGCAGCUGCCGAGGCCGCGAGCUCCAGGAGCGGUGUACCAAAAUUUGCAGCGGGCGCCAUGGGCCCCACCAACCGCACUCUCUCCAUAUCGCCUGACGUCGAGCAGCCGAGCUUUCGGAACGUCACGUUUGACGAGCUGGUGGCAGCGUACACAGAACAAGCCCGAGGCCUGUUGGACGGAGGAGUGCACCUGCUACUUGUUGAAACCAUCUUUGACACGGCCAAUGCCAGGGCAGCUCUCUUCGCUAUACAAACUCUCUUUGAUGAAGGCCAUUAUCUGCCUAGACCCAUCUUUGUUUCAGGCACAAUUGUGGACAAAUCGGGACGCACGUUAUCAGGCCAGACGGGGGAAGCGUUCCUCAUCAGCGUGAUGCAUGCUAAGCCAAUGUGCGUGGGUCUGAACUGCGCGCUGGGUGCCGCAGAGAUGCGGCCGUUCCUGUCGCGUAUCGCAGCCAACACCUCCGCUAGAGUGCUGUGCUACCCCAACGCUGGCCUGCCGAACGCGUUCGGUGCUUACGACGAGACGCCGGAGGAGAUGGCGGAGAUCGUGGGAGGCUUCGCUCGUGAUGGUCUCGUGAACGUCGUGGGGGGAUGUUGUGGCACCACACCUCACCACAUCAGAGCAAUAGCAGCAGCUGUUAAGUCGUGUCGACCACGCACACCUCCCAGUAACCCGCACCCCAACACGCUGCUACUGAGCGGACUCGAGCCCUCCUACGUGACGAGCCACACGAACUUCGUCAACAUCGGCGAGCGCUGCAACGUCGCGGGGUCUCGUCUCUUCUGCCGCCUCGUCAAGACCAAUAAACAUGACGAGGCGCUCGCUAUUGCCAAGACCCAGGUAGAGAACGGCGCCCAGGUGCUGGACAUCAACAUGGACGAAGGCUUACUGGACGGCGUGGCCGCCAUGACCAAGUUCCUCAACCUCAUAGCCACCGAGCCUGACGUCUGCAAGGUGCCUUUGUGCAUUGACUCUUCUGACUUUGCGGUGGUGGAGGCUGGCCUAAAGGCUAGUCAAGGCAAAGGCAUCGUGAACAGCAUCUCCUUGAAGGAAGGCGAGCAGGACUUCCUUGCCAAGGCGCGACUUGUGAAGCGAUAUGGAGCCGCCUUAGUCGUCAUGGCCUUUGAUGAACAAGGACAGGCCACAACAGUGGAGGACAAAGUUCGUAUCUGUCAUCGGUCGUACGUGCUGCUAACAUCAGUGGUUGGCAUCGACCCUCAGGACAUCAUCUUUGACCCCAACAUCCUUACUGUCGCCACCGGCAUCCCAGAACACAAUGAAUACGGACUUAAUUUCCUUAAAUCAAUCAAGGAAAUCAAGGCCAAGUGUCCAGGCGCUCGCAUCAGCGGCGGUGUCAGCAAUUUCAGCUUCGCCUUCAGAGGCAUGGAGACAAUACGGGAGGCGAUGCACAGCGUGUUCCUGUACCACGCUGUACAGCACGGCAUGGACAUGGGCAUAGUUAAUGCAGGUUGCCUGCCUGUCUAUGACGACAUCGAACCUCGGCUGCUGCAGCUCUGCGAGGCACUGCUCUUCAAUACUGACCCCAAUGGUACGGAGAAAUUGCUGCAGUACGCACAGAGCUCGAGCAGUCAGGGCAAGGCCAGCGUCGCUGUCGAGGACUGGCGGACCAAACCUCUCGAGGAGAGACUAGUGUACUCGCUGGUUAAGGGUGUAGACCAGUACAUAGUAGCAGACACAGAAGAGGCCCGGCAGCGCACCCUAGACUACCCCCGCCCUCUGCACAUCAUCGAAGGGCCUCUCAUGAAGGGCAUGUCCACCGUCGGCGACCUCUUCGGGGCCGGCAAAAUGUUCCUACCUCAGGUAAUCAAGUCAGCGCGUGUAAUGAAGCGCGCCGUAGCUCACCUCAUUCCCUUCAUGGAGUGCUGGCGACACGACCAAUAUUUUAUCGUGUGCCGUGCAGAUGAGAACAGCAGGUACGCUGGCACGGUAGUGCUGGCUACGGUUAAGGGUGAUGUUCACGACAUCGGCAAGAACAUCGUGGCCGUGGUGCUGGGCUGCAACAACUUCAGGGUCGUCGACCUCGGCGUCAUGUGUCCUAUGGAGAAAAUACUUGAUGCUGCCGUCAAAGAAAAAGCUGAUAUCGUUGGUCUCUCGGGUCUGAUCACGCCAUCGUUGAGCGAGAUGACGACAGUUGCCGCAGGGAUGCAGAGGUCUGGUCUAAACAUCCCGCUGCUCAUCGGCGGUGCCACGACAUCCCGGACACAUACCGCGGUCAAGAUCCAGCCCGCAUACCGUCAACCCGUCGUACACGUGCUAGAUGCAUCCCGUAGUGUCGUGGUCUGUUCAUCCCUGCUAGACCCUAACUCAUACCCCGAGUUCUACGAAGACCUCAAAGAAGACUACGCCUCUAUCCAGGAGAUGCAUUAUGAGGGACUUAAGGAUAAAAAAUAUUUAUCCCUGGCUGAAGCGAGGACAAAGAAACCUGUGAUUGAUUUCACGCUCGCUCCUAAACCUCCUACUUUCUAUGGGACGAAAGUCUAUGAUGAUUUCCCCAUAGAGGAACUCGAGGAAUAUAUUGACUGGAAGCCUUUCUUUGAUGUUUGGCAGCUGAAAGGGAAAUAUCCUAACCGGGGAUAUCCUAAGAUUUUCAAGGACAAAACUGUGGGCGAAGAAGCACGUAAGGUGUUCGCGGACGCGCAGGCGCUGCUGGGGCGCAUCAAGGCGGGCAGGCUGCUGCGCUGCAGCGGCGUCGUCGGCCUCUACCGCGCCUGUAGUAAAGGCGACGAUAUUCUUAUACUGGACGAACAAGGCGCUACCAUUGAGACUUUGUAUGGUUUGAGGCAACAGAGCUACCGUGAGAGCGACAGCAGUUACAGCUGCCUGGCUGACUUCGUAGCUCCUGCUGGCAGCGGUCAGCCCGACACUGUUGGUCUCUUCGCUGUCACUGCAGGCCACGGCGUCCAGGAGAUGUGUCAGGAGUUUGAAGGCUGUCAGGACGACUACAGCAUCAUACUGACGAAGGCGCUCGCUGACAGGCUGGCCGAGGCGUUCGCUGAGCGCCUGCACGCGCUCGUGCGCACCGAACUUUGGGGCUACGAGACCAGCAGCGCCUGCCCCCAGGACCUGCACAGGCUCAAGUACCAGGGUAUUCGGCCGGCACCUGGCUACCCAAGUCAGCCCGACCACCGCGAGAAGCUGACCAUGUGGCGUCUGCUGGAGGCUGACAAACUGUGUGGCAUAUCCCUGACGCCAGACAGCCUUGCCAUGUGGCCUGCCGCUGCCGUGUGUGGCGUGUAUCUUGGCCAUCCACACGCUCAGUACUUCAGUGUCGGCAAGAUAACCAGGGAACAGGUUGAAGACUACGCGGCGCGGCAAGGCAGUGACGUGGAUACGGUCCAGAAGUGGCUAGCUCCUAACCUGGCUUAUGAUCCUUAAUUAUUAUUGGGUUAUCCAUAAUGAUGAACGGCUUACGAUCCAUAGUGAUUAUUGGGUUAAGAUCCAUAAUGAUGAUGAAUGGCUUAAGAUCUAUGAUGAUAAUUGUCUUGGUCAUGUACGCUUGGGGUUGAAAUUUCAAAACUAUAGUAGCCAUAUUAUGUUUCCUGAUAAAUCCAAUACCCAUAAAAAACUAGCUCUAUAUAAUGCUUUGAAGUUGAUGAGGCGGUCAACGCUUUAUAAAUGUUAAUGGAAUUGGAAAUUUUACACAUUUAAAUUCCUUUAUCUCUAGGCCGGCCACACGUGAUGGAAAUUCUCGUAUAGAGCAUCCGCGUAAAAAAUAUCAUAGCGGAAUAAUGUAUUUUUUCUGUAAUGGUUUCAUGCCACCAUAAAUGAUUCUUGGUACAUUGAAUAGAAUAGAAGUGUCGGGACUGAAGAAAUAGGCCCCAAAU